This is a messenger RNA of Eutrema salsugineum, 1446 nucleotides long. RefSeq names its product brassinosteroid-related acyltransferase 1. The record is from RefSeq and is a predicted model, not a curated record. The transcript has 3 exons. Lineage: Eukaryota; Viridiplantae; Streptophyta; Magnoliopsida; Brassicales; Brassicaceae. Gene Ontology annotation, molecular function: acyltransferase activity, transferring groups other than amino-acyl groups. Bases 1 to 1380 code for a protein of 459 amino acids.
AUGUUAAUGGCAACACAUAUCGAUAUAAUCCAAAAGCUCAAUGUAUAUCCAAGAUUUCAAAACCAAGACCAGAAAAAACUAAUCACUCUCUCCAAUUUAGACCGUCAGUGUCCGUUACUCAUGUACUUGGUUUUCUUCUACAAGAAAACCACUAGUGGUGACUUUGAUUCGGUCUUUUCCGACCUCAAACUCGGGCUGGAGGAGACUUUGUCUCUUUGGUAUCCCGCUGCUGGUAGGUUGGGUUUGGACGGUGAUGGCUGCAAGCUCAACCUUCGGUGUAAUGGAGGCGGCGCAGUCAUAGUGGAGGCGGUGGCGACAGGUGUGACAUUGUCAGAGCUUGGUGACUUGACUCAGUACAAUGAGUUUCAUGAGACUUUGGUUUACAAGUCUUCCUUUGAUGGUGAUUUCUCUGUGAUGCCUCUUGUCGUUGCUCAGGUGACAAGAUUUGCAUGUGGAGGGUACUCAAUUGGAAUCGGUACAAGCCACUCGCUAUUUGAUGGAAUCUCAGCUUACGAAUUUCUUCAUGCGUGGGCUUUCAAUUGUCACAGUAACAACAAAUCCAGUGGUACGAAUACUAAUGAAAAGGAUAAUUUGGUCAGCAAACCGGUUCAUGAUCGAGGAAAUCUACUGUUUAGCGAGGAUGGUAUCCGAGCAUCCAAGGCUGUAGCCAUUUAUCAUCUGUACCAGCUGAUCAAACAAGCCAUGAUGACCCAUCAGGGGCAAAACUGUAAUUUUGAGUUACCAGACUCCAGUUUUGUGAUCAAAACCUUCGAGCUUAACGGUGAAGGGAUACAAAGCAUGAAGAAAAAAUCAGCAGAUGGAUUCUCGUGCUCCUCCUUUGAGUUUCUUGCUGCUCAUUUGUGGAAGGCAAGAACAAAAGCUUUAGGGUUGAGGAGAGACGCCAUGGUGUGUUUGCAAUUCGCGGUGGACAUAAGGAAUAGGACGGAGCCGCCACUGCCGGAAGGAUUUUCCGGCAACGCCUAUGUUCUUGCCUCAAUGGCAACAACCGCCGGAGAAUUACUCGAAGAACUAACACUCGAGUCAAUAGUCAACAAGAUUAGAGAAGCCAAGAAGUCAAUUGACCAAGACUACAUCAACGCUUACAUGGAAGCACUUGGAGGAGGUGAUCAAAGAAAUGACGGAAAUCUCCCUCCUAUCAAAGAGCUAACCCUAAUAUCCGACUGGACAAAAAUGCCAUUUUGCGAUGUUGGCUUUGGCAACGGCGGCGAACCGGCGGAUUACAUGGCACCACUGUGUCCUCCGGUGCCACAAGUUGUUUAUUUCAUGAAGAACCCUAAAGAUGCUAAAGGGGUUAUUGUAAGGAUUGGUUUGGACCCACAAGAUGUUAAUGAUUUUGCAAAUCAUUUCCUUGGUUAUUAAUAGGAUGAUGUGAUAAUUAAUUAGCAGAAUCUUUGUUAAUUACUUAUGUUAUAUAAAUAUAUGAUG